Molecule: messenger RNA, 549 nt
Organism: Solea senegalensis (Senegalese sole)
Lineage: Eukaryota; Metazoa; Chordata; Actinopteri; Pleuronectiformes; Soleidae
Product: hepcidin-like
Exons: 3
Coding region: 111-365 (84 amino acids)
Biological process (GO): defense response to bacterium; intracellular iron ion homeostasis
Cellular component (GO): extracellular region
Source: RefSeq, a predicted model, not a curated record
UACGAGCACAUUUCACUCUCUCAACCAUCAGAGAGGAGAACACACAGGAGCUGACACGAGUCACACAAAAAGUAACAGAAUCUCAACUACCGAAGUCAGACCUUUGAAAGAUGAAGACAUUCAGUGUUGCUGUCGCAGUGGCCAUCGUAGUGCUCACCUUCAUUUGUAUUCAGGAGAGCGCUGCCACGUUUACUAAGAUACAAGAGCUGGAGAAGGCAGUUGGUAACGACAAUCCAGCUGCAGAACAGCAAGAGCUACCAGUGGACUCAGGGAUGAUGCCAUAUACAGGACAGAGGCGUAGAAGGUGCCGCUUCUGCUGUGACUGCUGCCCUCGUAGUGGUUGUGGAAUAUGCUGCAGAUUCUGAAGAUUCCUGCUCGAACAGCCAUUCAAUAUUCAUUACUUGUGAUAUACGUUAACUUGAAGUUUUCGCAUACUUCAUGUGGUCAUGCUGUACUGUUUGUGUGCUCAGUGAUGCGACUGUGUCAUCCACAUACUUAACUUUUGAAGGUGUUUUAUCAAUAAAUGUUAUUACAACCUCAAUACAAUGU